Molecule: messenger RNA, 1895 nt
Organism: Macroventuria anomochaeta
Lineage: Eukaryota; Fungi; Ascomycota; Dothideomycetes; Pleosporales; Didymellaceae
Exons: 4
Coding region: 155-1741 (528 amino acids)
Biological process (GO): ribophagy; protein deubiquitination
Cellular component (GO): ribonucleoprotein complex; cytosol; Ubp3-Bre5 deubiquitination complex
Molecular function (GO): mRNA binding
Source: RefSeq, a predicted model, not a curated record
CCUCGCCGCAAUUUGCAACAAACUCCCAUACCCACGGUUUUCCUUCCGUCAUCUACACCUGGCCAGCUCGGACGUACGCACAGCUUCCUUGCGCCUCCAAUUUCAACCACUGCCCGCCAAUAUUAGUUUUACCUUCUAAAUACACAUUGUCAACAUGGCAACCACCGAGUCAUCCGUGCCUACCAACGGCACCUACGCGCAAGGCUACGACAGCUACUCCUCCCAGCAACAGACCGCCAGCCAGCCCGCACAACAAGCAUCCGCAUCCGAAAUUCCUAAGGAUGAGGUUGGCUGGUACUUCGUCGAGCAGUACUACACCACCUUGAGCAAGAGCCCAGAUCGUCUCUACCUCUUCUACAACAAGCGCUCGCAGUACGUUUCUGGUGUUGAGGAGGAGAAGGUCAACGUUUGCGUCGGCCAGAAGGUAUGUGGAAGCCAAUCCGUAUCUGCAGACAACGCACAGCUAAUAGCGAGACAGCCCAUCAACGAGCGCAUCAAGGAGCUUGACUUCAAGGACACCAAAGUCCGCGUCACCAACGUCGACUCCCAGGGCUCCGACGCCAACAUCGUCAUUCAGGUCAUUGGUGAGAUCUCUAACCAGGGCCAGCCCCACAAGCGUUUCGUCCAAACCUUUGUCCUUGCCGAGCAGACCAACGGAUACUUCGUCCUGAACGACAUCUUCCGCUACCUUGCUGAGGAGCCCGAGGAGGAGGAGGAGCUUCAGCAGGAGCCUGCUGCGAACGGUAUCGAGGAGCCUGCUCCCACCGCUGCCGUUCCUGCGGACGAGGAUGCUACUCAGGGCGAGCAGGUCGCCAGCAGCGAGGAGGACAUGACCAAAGUCGACCAGAAGCUCGAGGAGGUUGCAAAGGAGGAGCCCUCCACUGAAGAGAUCACUGCUACUGGCCCCACUGAGGAGGCUGUUGAGACCGAGAAGGCUCCUGAGGUUGAGGAGGCUCCAACUGCUGCUACUGAGGAGACUCCCAAGGAGGCCGAAGCUCCUGCUGAGCAGGCUGUCGAGGAGGAGAAGCCCAAGGACCCUUCUCCUACUCCCGCUCCUGCUGCUAAGCAGGCCGCCCCUGUCGCUAUGCCUUCCGGCCCCCCUAAGCCUGCUGCUCCUCGCACAUGGGCCAGCCUCGCUGCCUCCGCCCACAAGGUUGCUACCCCCGUCGUCGCCGCACCCGCCGCUCAGCAGGUCCCCAAGGAGGCCAAGGCUGCUGCCCCCGCUCAGCCCGCCGCUGCUGCUCCCGCCCAGACCUCUGCUUCCGCUCGUGAGCAGUCUCCGGCCGCGAGCCAGGGUGAGGCUGCUGGCUGGCAAUCCGUCACUGGUCACAAGAAGGAGCAGUCUCGCGCACAGAACCAGGCGCCCGCUGCUGAUGCCGACCAGAAGCGCGCAUACAUCAAGAACGUCUACAGCCAGGUCCAGGAGGGCUCCCUGAGGGCCGCCCUCUCCAAGUUCGGCGAAGUUGAGUACCUUGAUCUCAGCCGUGGCAAGAACUGCGCUUUCGUCGACUUCAAGACCCCUGCUGGAUACCAGGCCGCCGUUGCCGCCAACCCCCACACCGUUGACGGUGUUGAGCUCAAGGUCGAGGAGCGCCGCACUCGUCCUCAGCAGUUUCCCGCCUUUCCUCGUGGUGGUGGCUCUCAGCGCGGUCGUGGAGGCCCUGGAGGCCCUCGCGGCGGUUUCGUUUCCCGUGGCCGCGGUGGUGCCGCUCGUGGCCGUGGUGCUCCUCAAGAGUCCUGAACGUGGUAGCUUGAAAGACUGCCUUGCUUCAGCUCUAGUUCAUCUCCCUUUUCGUUUGUCGAGUCUUUAGCGACUUUUACCGUUCCAUAACGAUUCACGGCUUCUGUUAUGUGUACUGUAUCCGACUCUUUUCAGCGCUUGUAUAAAAGUCACC